GAACUCUUGCUGCAACUUUUUUGAGACCUGCAAAAGACUUCAAAUUAUUUUCCUCUUUCAUCGCAGAAAAUCGGAAAAUACUACGUGAUUCCCAGGUCUAAGCUUGACUUUUCCAGCUGACUCUGUUCUACCUGUCAGCAGAUGGCAAAUGAAGCAAAGCCAUGUCCUUGUCAUAUUGGUGAUCGGAUGGACUAUGGAGGGCUUGGAGAGGAGGUCCAGAUUGAACACACCAAAGCUUACCUGGUGAAACCAUCAGAGGCAUCUGACAAGGCCAUCAUCGUCAUACAGGACAUCUUUGGGUGGCAGCUUCCCAACACAAGAUACAUGGCUGAUAUGCUGGCUGCCAACGGAUACAUUGCUGUGGUUCCUGAUUUCUAUGUUGGAAAGGAGCCGUGGGGUCCAUCAGAUGACUGGUCCAAGUUUCAAGAGUGGCUUGAAGACAGAAAGCCCACGGAAAUAAACAAAGAGAUGGAUGCAGCGCUGAGGUUCCUGAAGGGGCCGUGUGGGGCCAAACACAUUGGAGCAGUGGGCUUCUGCUGGGGAGGGGUUGCCGUACAUUACCUUGCCCUGCAAUAUCCAGAGGUCAAAGCAGGAGUGUCAGUCUAUGGGAUCGUCCGUGAAAGAGAAGACAGGUAUGAGCUGAAGGUUCCUACACUCUUCAUCUUUGGGGAGAAAGAUGAGGUUAUCCCACUGGACCAGGUGAGUGUCCUGGAAGCGAAGCUGAAGGAGAAGUGCACAGCGGAUUACCAGGUGAAGAUCUUUCCUGGACAGACUCACGGGUUUGUCCACCGCAAGAGAGAGGACAUCAACCCCACGGACAAACCCAGCAUCCUGGAGGCUAGAGCGGACAUGCUCAACUGGCUCAACAAGUACAUGUAAACAAGUGUCAAAUGGUACUUAAAGAAUGUUUCUACAGUCAGGUCCAUAAAUAUUUGGACAUUGACACAAUUUUCAUCAUUUUGGCUCUGUACAAAACCACAAUGGAUUUGAAAUGACACAAUCAAGAUGUGCUUUGAGUGCAGACU
Anoplopoma fimbria (sablefish) is the source of this 1025-nucleotide messenger RNA. RefSeq names its product carboxymethylenebutenolidase homolog (Pseudomonas) (gene cmbl). The transcript is spliced from 6 exons. Gene Ontology annotation, molecular function: hydrolase activity. NCBI's taxonomy places the organism in Eukaryota, Metazoa, Chordata, Actinopteri, Perciformes, Anoplopomatidae. The record is from RefSeq and is a predicted model, not a curated record. Bases 142 to 879 code for a protein of 245 amino acids.